Molecule: messenger RNA, 3826 nt
Organism: Entelurus aequoreus (snake pipefish)
Lineage: Eukaryota; Metazoa; Chordata; Actinopteri; Syngnathiformes; Syngnathidae
Gene: glt8d2
Product: glycosyltransferase 8 domain containing 2
Exons: 10
Coding region: 1727-2965 (412 amino acids)
Cellular component (GO): Golgi apparatus
Molecular function (GO): glycosyltransferase activity
Source: RefSeq, a predicted model, not a curated record
CACAUGUGUUCUUAUUUAGGUUUCAGAGUAAUUUUAAAUCUAAAGUAAAUAAUAAACUCAAGAGUAAUAUUUACACUAAUCAGAGUUAAAAAAAUAAGUUGAACAACACUACAGUGUUACAAUUUUUGACUCUAUUUAGUGUCCAUUUAACUAUAAAUUUAACACUGGAAAGAGUAAAUUUAACACCAGACAACACUCUACAGUGUUACAAUUUUCGACUCUAUUUAGUGUUCAUUUAACUCUAUAAAUGUAACACUAUGGAAAGAGUAAAUUUAACACCAGCUCAGGUUAGGACCAUAUAGACUCGGGUAUAGUGUUAAAUUGAACUCUUUAAGUGUUGAUUUGACACUAUGGAAUUUACUGUGUAGGCACACAAACACAGUCAAUAAAUGUUACUCGCUUGUGUGAUUUAUUAACGAGAACCAGAGAUAAAUCCAUAGUUUCCAAGCCAACGCAUCAAUACGAGGAGCUAUUGGUUGUCCUACAAGUCACCGUAUAGGUGCCCUUAUGAUGACAUCAUAUUGAGACAUUUGCAUGUAGUUCUAACAAAUUAUAAGACAUUAGAUAACAUAAAAACAUAAGUACUUGUGAGGGAAACAGAAAUGUGUUUAAAAAACUACUUCGAAUAUACUAUAUUUGGAUGUACACAUUUUUUUUGUCAUUGUGGUCAAAUGUAAGUGAAAUGUACGGACAUUUUCAAGGCCAUUUGAGUCAGUUUUGCCCAGAAGUGUCACGGCGCGGAUUCGAACCCAUGUCUCUCAUAAUUCUGAGUGUCACAAAUCCUCCUCUGGCUUCUCGCUCGAACACGCCCCCGCUCACGCUGGACGCAGAACGCCCACGCAGCGACAAGGCUGCAUGCAAUCACUCAUCAGCACACCUGGGCUUGACGAGAGGGAGUGGCAUAAAGAGACAGCGAAGCCAGCAAAAGGGAUUCAAACCGGAUUGAUAAACUGAUCCGGAAAGCCGGCCAAACUAUUGGCACGCAGUUGGAGGUGUUUGUGUCUGUGAGGGACAGGAGGACACUGGACAAACUGCUCGCCAUCACGGACAAUCCUGCCCAUCCAAUCCACCUGACAAUUAAGGGACAGCGGCGCUCAUACUCCAACAGGCUCCUUCAACUUCCUUCCCGCACUGUGCGAUUCAAGAACUCCUUCAUUCCGAUUGUUUUUAAAGGGCUUUAUAAAUAAAGUUGGUAUGGUAUGGUACUCCAUCCAGCUGUAUAAUCACUCGCCAUACAGCAAUAGAUGACAUCUGCCUAUUAUCUGACACCUGACAUGUUAGCUACUUCUCUUUGUUUAUAAUGUCUAUCUUCUAUUUCCUGCUGGACCUACUCUCUAUUUUAUGCUGCUGCUGUUGUAUAUACUGUAAUAUUGUACAUGGUCAUUGGUAUAUAUUGUAUAUAUGUUAUAGACAUAAUAUAAUAUAUCUGUAUAUAAAUUAUUCUGUACACAUAUUAUGUAUAUAUUCGUAUAUAUGUUAGAUUUUUUUAUAGCUUUUUUAGUCUAUUUAUACCUGCAUUGUCCUUUCCAUCCUUACACUUUCCAUCAUUGUAACUGAGCUACUGUGUUGAACAAUUUCCCUUGUGGAUCAUUAAAGUUUGUCUAAGUCUAAGUCUAAGGAGACCUUCGCCAGAACGUAGUCAGUCUCACCUGAGUAAGCAUCACGUCUGGCACCUCUCCCUCGUUCCUUGCUCACCUUCUUUGUGCUCUUCCUCGUUCCUGUCUUGAUGUCCUUUGUGUCUUCCGCGAUCGUGUCUUGCCUCACAACCUCCUUGCCUUCCCCGAUCCUUGACCACUGUUUGGACCCUGACAUCGUUGCCUCUCUCCAGCCCCCGACUGCUUGCCUUCCUGCUGACUACCCCUUCGCCUCCCCCUUUGGAUUCGACGAAAGAUACAUCCAGCACGCACGACAACACCCUCUGCAGAUGUUCCCGCAAAUAAGCAUGAACUAUGGCUCUUCUGAGAAAAACGCGCUACUCAGAGCCUCCAUCCGCCGCAGACCUUCAGGUCACUGGAGGAAUCUUGGUAUAGCUAGACAGCCAGAGGUGGAUGACGUCAUCCCCGUUGUCGUCUGUGCGUCGGAGGAGCGCGUGGGCGCGACCAUGGCGACCAUCAACAGCGUUCGCAGCAACACGGACCAGCCUGUGUUCUUUUAUAUUGUCACCCUGCGGGAUGCCGUCACAUUGACCAGACGUUACAUAGAGGAAACGCAGCUGAAAGGCAUCAAAUAUAAGAUUUUGGAAUUUAAUCCCAUGGUUCUAAGAGGGAAGGUGAAAGCAGACUCAUCCAGACCAGAUCUGCUCCAUCCCCUUAAUUUUGUGCGCUUUUACCUACCGCUGCUUGGAAUUAACCAUAAGAGGGUGAUAUACUUAGAUGAUGAUGUCAUCGUGCAGGGUGACAUCAGGGAUCUGUUCAGGGUCAAAAUGAAGCCCGAACACGCCGCUGCUUUCGCCACUGACUGCGACCUCCCCUCCACUCAUGAGAUGGUGCGCAGUAUCGGCAUGCAGACAACCUAUAUGGGCUUCCUGGACUACAGAAAACAGGAAGUGAAAGACCUCGGCAUCAACCCGAAUGACUGCUCUUUCAACCCUGGUGUGUUUGUGGCCGAUUUAAGUGAGUGGAAAAAACAGAAGAUCACCAAGCACCUUGAGAAAUGGAUGGAGGCCAAUUUUAGGCUAAACAUCUACAGCAGCGCCAUGGCCGGAGGUGUGGCCACCCCACCCAUGUUGAUAGUUUUUCAUGACAAGUACACAAAGCUGGACCCACUGUGGAACGUCAGACAUCUUGGUUGGAGUCCAGAUGCUCGCUAUUCAGAGAGCUUCCUGCAGGAGGCGCACCUGCUGCACUGGAAUGGCCCAUUCAAACCGUGGAGGUACCCUGCUGUUCACAUGGCUAGUUGGGAGAAAUGGUUCAUCCCCGAUCCUUGUGGGGAGUUUUCUUUGAUAAGACCAGAGAGCGAUGAAUGAUAAAACUUGUGGAACCAGCGGGCCGCUUGUAACAGUGACUGUAUGAACAUAAAUGUAUAAUCACAUUGGAACCAAUUCGGUACCAAUUCCACAUACCUGGGAAUCGAUACCAGUACUCAAUGGUACCAAGGUGUUAAUAAAUGUAAUUUGUUUAUUAAUAAAAUCUUUAUUUAACUGACAAUGAUACAUAUAUAAUGCAUUUUAAUUUAGGCAAUGCAAGUAUGCAUUCAUUUCAGGUUUUCCUAGCCAGGAAGUAGUCUUUGCCAAUAAGUAGAAUUCGCCAGAGUUGUCUUUUGUUGAGCCCUACAAAGUGCUUGUACUGUGAGUAUUGUAUUUAUUACACAUGUGCAUCUUAGUUGUAGUUUUGAUGACCAAAUGUCCAAUGUAAAAUUGCUAAUGCUAAUCAGUAGUAUGUACUGUAUAUGGCAUAUCUAAUGAAUUAAUUAAGGGCCUGACCUCUGAGGGCUUUUUUAUCAGGCAACAAAAGUAUGGAACUAAGGCACUGUUACAUUCUAAGUAAAUCGGUACCUGGUGCUACUAAUCAAUCAAUCAAUCAAUCAAUGUUUAUUUAUAUAGCCCUAAAUCACAAGUGUCUCAAAUAAUUGAAUUUGGUUGGUACCUAUAAAAAUACAGAACUCUGUACUAAUCCCUCCUCAUAAUAACAUUACACAAUUGCCUAUGUAUUUGAUUAUUGUAUUUUUAUUUUUUUAUUUUUUUUUUUACAAACAAUUUGAUGGAUAACUUGCUUUCAAAUUCUAAGUCAAGCAGAUAUUUAAUUAUUUAUUUUUAUUCUAACAAAAAAAAUCAAGCUAGUGUAUCUGUUUACAUACAUUUAAUUUGUGUUGUAUUACAUUUAAUUUG